AUUCUUUAAAUUUUAUCAAUGUCCACUUAAACUAGAACUUGGGUUGAUGAUGUCGAACUUAAUAUUUCUUAGUUGUCUGAUUCCAUUAGGACAAAUGUGAAAUAACCAAUUUGUGAUUUGGUAAAUCAAAUUCCUUUUAAUGAAUGGAAAAAUACUUAUUAUCUUCCAUUAAGCAAUCAAUAUGAGAAAUGGCCAGAAAGGUUUACUUAAUUUAAAUACAAUAAUAUAUUGAGUCUAGGAAAUGAAAACUAAAGGCUAAUUUUUCUUGGAUUAAGCACAUUAGCCAUAGUAUCCAUUUCAAAAAGAUGUACAAUAAAAGUAUAAAAUUAAUUUAGUUUCUUCUGGAUUAUUGCCAAUCUUAAGAAAUUCUGUUGUGACCUAUUUUGGAUUGGGAUUGAUUGUUGCCCCAGAAAUCUAUAAUCCUUUGUUGGUGAAUAAAAAGAAUUGAAAUAUUGC
This is a messenger RNA of Paramecium octaurelia, 456 nucleotides long. Lineage: Eukaryota; Ciliophora; Oligohymenophorea; Peniculida; Parameciidae. The record is from the annotation of a GenBank genome assembly.